AUGUCCGGCCAAAAGAUCACCACCAUCCUGUUCGACUGCGACAACACCCUCGUGCUCUCUGAGGAGCUCGCCUUCGAGGGCUGCGCCGACCUCAUCAACCAGAUCUGCAAGGAGCGCAAUGUCAAGAUCGAGAAGCCCUUCACUGGCGAGACCCUCAUCACCGAGUUUGUCGGCCAGAACUUCCGCGGCAUGCUCACCACCCUGCAGAAGCAAAACAACUUUGAGAUUGGCCCCGACGACCUGGAGAAGUACGUCGUGAAGGAGGAGGACGUCGUCAUCGCCAAGCUCAAGGAGGCCCUCAGGCCCUGCGCCGGCGUUGAUGCUGAGCUCGAGAAGCUGGCCGCGUCCGGCAAGUACCACCUGGCCGUGGUGUCCUCCUCUGCCCUGCGCCGUGUCAAGGCUUCCAUCGAGAAGGUCGGCCAGGACAAGUACUUUGGCAACGAUGUCUUCAGCGCCGCGACUUCCCUCCCCAAGCCCACCAGCAAGCCGGACCCUGCCAUCUACCUGCACGCCCUCAAGACCCUCGGCAAGACCGCCGAGGAGUCGGUGGCCGUCGAGGAUUCCAAGUCGGGCACCCUCAGUGGCACGCGCGCCGGCAUCAAGGUCAUCGGCUACGUGGGCCCCUACGCCGACGACAAGAAGGCCGAGAUGGAGAAGGUGCUGCGCGACGCAGGCGCAGUCGUUGUCAUGAAGGAGUGGAGCGAGUUCCCUGCUGCUCUGGAGCAGAUCGAGAGCGGCAAGGUAUAG
Messenger RNA from Diaporthe citri, 747 nucleotides. RefSeq lists its product as uncharacterized. Lineage: Eukaryota; Fungi; Ascomycota; Sordariomycetes; Diaporthales; Diaporthaceae. The record is from RefSeq and is a predicted model, not a curated record. Bases 1 to 747 code for a protein of 248 amino acids. The transcript has a single exon.